CACAGAGCACCGAGAGGGGGAAAAGGGGAGAAAUCCUGUGCACCGCCCCUCUCCCCCCAUGGGCAAGAACAAAACCAACUUUCCCUUGCGGCUGCGCACGGUCGUCUUCCACAACUCCCACUCCCUUCGCGCAGCCGCUACCCCGUUUCCGCUCCCUGCCUCAGCACCAGCCUAACCCGGCAGACGCCAAGAUCAAGCAACCGAGCGCAUAAAGCAAGCUCAGGAGCCAGAACCUUCUUCGAUCGAUCAGCGACAGUCGGGCGGAACAAGAAUCAGUUCGAUCCGGCCGGUGCAAGAACUUGCUGGGACCGGGACAGGCGUGGGCCGACGACGACGACGCCGGGGGUUUUCCGCUUUCCGACGGCAAGCGAGGUGGCAGUGGCACCGGAGGGAUGGGCCUUUCGGCGGUGAGGCGUAACACGCCGCUCUUCUCCAAGUCGCCGGCGUCCCUGCUGCUGCUCUCCAAGCUGCUCACCCUCUACUGUUGAGCUCCCGGCGGGCGGCUGUUUCCCUCUUCUCGGUCGAGCGAGUCAUCCAUGGGCGCCGUGGGGUCGUCCGCGAGGCGGGGCGGGGGCACCGCGCUGGGGGACCUGCCGGAGAACUGCGUCGCCGAGGUGAUGCUCAGGCUGAACCCGACGGAGAUCUGCGGGAUGGCGCGGCUCAGCCGCACCUUCCGCGGCGCCGCGUCCGGGGACGCCGUCUGGGAGGCCAAGCUGCCGCGCAACUACGCGCGCCUCCUCGCCGCCGCCGGCGGAGACGAGGAGGCCGCCGCGUUGGAGGCGGAGGCCAUCCCGAAGAAGGAGCUGUACGCGCGGCUCUGCCGCCGCAACUCCCUCGACGGCGGAACCAAGGAGUUCUGGCUCGACAAGGCUGGUGGAGGCACCUGCAUGACAAUCUAUUCGAGGGCGCUUUCGAUCACCGGCAUUGAUGACAGGAGAUACUGGAACUUCAUUCCAAAUGAUGAAUCAAGGUUCCGUUCGGUUGCUUAUCUCUCGCAAAUCUGGUGGUUUGAAGUCAGAGGGGAGGUUGAGUUCUGCUUCCCAGAAGGUACAUACAGCCUGUUCUUCCGUAUUCAUCUUGGCAGGCCUUUCAAGCGGCUCGGUCGCCGGGUUUACAGUGCCGAGCACAUCCAUGGGUGGGACGUAAAGCCGGUGCGCUUCCAGCUAUCGACUUCGGACGGGCAGCAGGCCCAGUCCAAGUGUUACCUAACUGAUCCAGGCGUCUGGAUCUAUCAUCAUGUCGGCGAUUUCGUCGUGAAGGACUCGAACGAGCCACUGAAUAUCCAAUUUGCAAUGGUUCAGAUAGACUGCACACACACAAAAGGAGGCCUGUGUAUGGAUUCAGUGGUUAUAAAACCCAAAUGCCUUGCGCGGAAAAAGGGACCUGGGAGUUAUGAGUAGAUUUAGUGAGCAGAUUAAACCUGAUAUCUAUAGAAACAAUAUGGUUUUGCUUACUUCCUCCGUCGUGUGCUUGCGGCUGUCGAUGUUUCUUCAAUCCUGUAAUGUAAAUGUAAUUGGAGGGGUGAGUGAUCUUUUAUUUCCUCUUGUCCCUAUAUAGGAGCAUCAAGCAUGUCACACCUUGUAAAUUGUGAGUUCAGUGACAGAUAUACAUGUUUGCCUUUGGUAUGUUCUGUGGCACCUGA
Messenger RNA from Triticum aestivum (bread wheat), 1642 nucleotides. Its product is annotated as F-box protein PP2-A13. Gene Ontology annotation, molecular function: protein binding. Lineage: Eukaryota; Viridiplantae; Streptophyta; Magnoliopsida; Poales; Poaceae. Bases 537 to 1400 code for a protein of 287 amino acids. The record is from RefSeq and is a predicted model, not a curated record. The transcript is spliced from 3 exons.